This is a messenger RNA of Pediculus humanus corporis (human body louse), 480 nucleotides long. RefSeq lists its product as uncharacterized. NCBI's taxonomy places the organism in Eukaryota, Metazoa, Arthropoda, Insecta, Psocodea, Pediculidae. The transcript is spliced from 4 exons. The record is from RefSeq and is a predicted model, not a curated record. The coding region runs from base 1 to 480 and encodes 159 amino acids.
AUGAAAUCCAUCGUAAGUAUUUUUUUAAUUUUUUAUUUAACACGUGAAACAUAUUGUUGCGAUACAAAAUGGAUACGACUCGUUUACAUGAUGUCUUGUGGUAAGAAAAAAAGAGACAGCAGCACUUCGAGUUUUAAUGAAACUCUAUUGAGAAACAUGCCGUCGGAUUUUUAUGGUGCCGUUAAAUAUUUAAAAGAAAAUGAUCCACAAAAUCCCAUGUUUAAAGACGAUCAAUUUUUAUAUAGAAUAUUAGAAGAUGGCAUUCACGGUUUUCCGGAUCAGUGGGAAGUUGACGAAAUCAACGAUGAUAAAAUAAAUGAAAAUCAUCGGAGAAGUUCUAAAAUAGAUAAAUUGAUUGAAGAAUGUUGUAAAGUUCCUCCCGUUCUUCUUUCGCUAUCUUCUAAAAUGUUUAAACGUGGUAUAUUUCUCGGGGAAUCUUCUUCAACCUCAACCUCAUCUAUUUCCGUUAAUAUUCUAUGA